AAGGGGUUUGGCGCAUGCGCGGGCUUGCUUGGACGAGUGGGGGGAGCGUGCCGUCGGCGUUCCUGCCUGGCGUGCUGCGUUAUCCGGGUUCAGCGCCGCUUCUCUCAUGGCGGUCGGUGUCCUGCGGGGCUUUGGCUGCAGCAGCAGCAGCUGCGGAUAGAAGAAGGGGGAGCGGGAGGGAGGAGGAAAGGGAGCGGGCAGGUCGUGAGCCGUGGCGGGGGCAGGAGCAACAACGGCGUCGGGGGCGUCGGCGGCGAUGAGUUGGUUCAACGCCUCUCAGCUCUCGACCUUCGCCAAGCAGGCUCUGUCUCAGGCGCAGAAGUCCAUCGACCGGGUGCUGGACAUCCAGGCCGAGGAGGAGGAGGAGGAAGGCGGCGAAGCGGCGCAGGGCGGAAGCGCCCCCUCCCGACCGGGAGAGGCGGGAACAACUUCUCUUACGAGUGGAGGAUGGGAUACUUCUACCUGGGGAGCUAAUGCAGAUACAGAAUCUCAAAGUCAGCCAAUAUCAUCUCCUACAGCCAUCACCAAACCUGUUAGGAGGACUGUGGUAGAUGAAUCAGAAAACUUCUUCAGUGCCUUCCUCCCAUUAACGGAUGUUCAGAGCGUACAGCAAAGUCCAGUGGUGUCUAAGCCACCCACCAAAUCGCAGCGACCCAAAGAAGAAGUAAAAAGCACACUAGAAGAAUCUCUGCAUGCUGACCUGCCAGAAACAGAAGGAAAAGAUUUCUCUGUAAUUUCACCCUUGGAACUGGAAAACUCCAGUAAUUCCCAGGAGAAGUUAGAAGAAGGUAAUUCAAUACUUGAUAUUGAUGGCAAGCAUAAUGAAGAUGAGCAUGAGGAAAACAACACUAAAGACGCUGAUCAAGAAGCAUCUGCUCAGAAUCUCAAGGUAGCAGAAGCCACUGCUAUUGUGAAAGCAAGUUCAGGAAGUGAAGAACCUGGCCACAUGCCUGACAUCUCCACACAACCUCUGCCUGCAGAGACAAAGAAUAUAGGUUUGGAAACUAAAGAGCGAAAAAGUGAGGAUCGGCAAAGCAAUACACCUUCACCUCCAAUUAGCACUUUCUCCUCAGGGACAUCGACAACUAGUGAUAUUGAAGUUUUGGACCACGAAAGUGUGAUAAGUGAAAGUUCGGUAAGCUCAAGGCAAGAGGCUGCCGAUUCGAAAGCUAGUCUUCACCUGAUGCAAACUUCUUUUCAGCUUUUAUCAGCAUCUGCUUGCACAGAAUACAAUCGCCUUGAUGACUUUCAAAAAUUGACUGAGAGUUGCUGCUCCUCUGAUGCUUUUGAAAGGAUAGACUCAUUCAGCAUGCAGUCUUUAGACAGCCGGAGUGUGAGUGAAAUAAAUUCAGACGAUGAAUUGUCGGGCAGGGGAUGUGUUUCGGCAUCUGUAACCCUCAGCCCUUCAACACUAAAAACUGAAGAGCCUGAACCUAUAAAAAGCAAGUCGGACCAAAUCCUAAGUGAAAUUAUUGCACUACCCACAGAAGAAACAGAAAUGGAGGAAAGUGGGCGAAGUGCGACCCCUGUUAACUCAGAGCAGCCAGACGUCUUGGCUGUUUCUGUGCAAACUGAUGGACAGACUCAGAAAGAGGAGGUGGCAGUACAUUGGCCCAGUGCUGAAAAGCUGUCAAGUGUAGAGUGUGAAAAAGAAGAGCUUUGCAAGAUUAUUGAUUCACUGACGGAAAAACUGGAAAUGAGGGAAACUCGCCUGUUAAGUGUUAGCAAAGAGAAGGCACGCCUAGAAGAAGCUUGUGAUAAUCUUAAUGACUAUGAAUGUCAUAAUGCUGAAGUAAAGAUUCUCAAAGAAGAUCUAGCAACUAGAUUGAACAGUAAUGAAACCGCUGAAAUACUAAAGGAGAAAGAUGAACAAAUUAAAGGAUUAAUGGAGGAAGGAGAAAAGCUUUCAAAACAACAGUUGCAAAAUUCUAACAUCAUUAAGAAGCUAAGGGCAAAGGAAAAGGAAAGAGAAAAAAUGAAUACAAAGCAGAGUAAAAAGAUUACAGAAUUAGAAGAAGAGUUGCAGCAUUUGAAACAGGUGUUGGAUGGCAAAGAAGAAGUUGAAAAGCAGCACAGGGAGAGCAUCAAGCAGCUAAGUAGUGUGGUUGAACGGCAAGAGAAGGAUAUUACCAGACUCCAGGCGGAUCUUGAGGAUCUUGAAGAGAAGAACCGAAGUGUGCAGGCAGCUCUUGAUAGUGCAUACAAGGAACUUGCAGAUCUUCACAGAGCAAACGCUGCGAAAGACUGUGAGGCACAAGAAGCAGCAUUAAGCCAUGAACUGAAAAUGAAGGAGCAGCUGGGCUUAGCUCUAGAGAAGGCCCAAGAGGAGGCUCGCCAGCAACAAGAGGCUUUAGCAAUUCAGGUGACAGACUUGAGAGUGGCCCUGCAACGUGCAGAACAACAAACGGCUAGAAAGGAGGAUUAUUUGCGUCAGGAAAUCAGUGAACUUCAGCAGAGGCUUCAGGAAGCAGAGACUCGUAACCAGGAGCUGAGUCAAAGUGUUACAUCUGCUACGAGGCCCCUGCUCCGACAGAUAGAAAACCUGCAAGCAACCUUGGGAGCACAGACCUUGUCAUGGGAGAAGUUAGAGAAGAAUCUCUCUGAUAGGCUUGGGGAAUCUCAAACUGCCUUGGCAGCACAGGCUGAAAGAGAACGCGCUGCUACAGAGGAACUUCUUUCCAAUAAAAUCCUGCUUUCUUCCACUGAAUCACAAAAUAGCCUCCUAAGGCAAGAAAAUACCCGCCUUCAAGCACAACUCGAGACAGAGAAAGCCAGGCUUAAGAAACUAGAAAAUGAAAACAAUCGGUAUGAAGUCGAGCUGGAAAACCUUAAAGAAGAGUAUGUGAAAACUGUUGGAGAGGCAAAGAAAGAAAAGACGCUGUUAGCUACUCAGCUGGAAAUGGAGAAAAUGAAAGUUGAGCAGGAAAAGAAGAAAGCAAUUUUUGUACAAGAAACUGCAAGGGAAAAGGAGCGUAAAUUAUACACUUCAUCAACGAUGGAAACUGUCUCCAGCACUCCAACUCUGUCACGCUCAAGCUCAAUAAGUGGGGUUGAUAUGGCAGGUCUCCAGGCAUCCUUUGUAUCCCAGGAUGACCAACAUGAUCAUUCCUUUGGUUCCGUGACUACAAGUGGGAACAAUCUAUAUGACGCAAUGAGAAUGGGAGCAGGCUCAAGCAUUAUUGAAAACCUACAGUCACAAUUAAAAUUGCGAGAGGGCGAGAUUUCUCACCUACAGCUGGAAAUCGGAAACCUUGAAAGAACUCGGUCGGUAAUGGCAGAAGAGCUGGUAAAGCUGACAAAUCAAAAUGAUGACUUUGAAGAAAAAGUGAAGGAGAUUCCCAAGCUACGUGCACAGCUAAGGGAUUUGGAUCAGAGGUACAAUACCAUUCUCCAGAUGUAUGGCGAGAAAGCGGAAGAAGCAGAAGAACUGAGGUUGGACCUUGAAGAUGUGAAAAAUAUGUACAAGACUCAGAUUGAUGAACUUCUAAAACAAAGGCAUAGUUAAUUAUUGCUGAAGUUGCAGUUUGCAAACGACAUUGCAUUAAACUGUAGAAAUGUUUAUGUAAAUGCAGAUGAGUUGUAAAGAAUUUGUACUAUAGGAUGAUUAUAUGGUAGAGGGUUCGUACGUUGGCAAGAAUGUUAUGCUUUUGUGAUGGCCAACUGCCAGCAAUUAAAUUAUUUGUUAAUAUUUAAAUUUUUAUAUCCGUAGAUGAAUGUUAAUUAAAAGACAGACCAUCUUGUUGUCAAUAGAGUAAGUUGCAAAUUAGUUUGCAUAAUGCUUAUCAUUCAGCAGCAGGAGCUUUUUAAUUGCAGUUGCCUCACGGGCAUGUAGCUGAAUAAUUUCACUGACAGUUUUUCAUGGAUAUCCUAAUGCUGAUUCAUUUCUAUCCAAAUUAAUAUUUGGCGGAAAAAUAGAUUGAUUUUAAAAAAUAUAAAUACUGAUAGCAAAUAAUUGCUAUCUGAAAUACAAGGCUUAGAAUGCCUUUUAAGACUUUUUUAAAACAACAACAACAACAAAACCCAGCAAAUUAAUAUUUGGAUUUAUACUGUAGUGUCCUAACCAGGGUACUGGUGCCCACAAAGCCUUUGCAGCCAACAAUACAGGGUGACAUUUAAAGGCUCAAAAUCGGUAUUGCAAUAGCAACCAAGCUCCCUCCUAUACAAUAGAUAACAAUUCUACUGUUUCUUAAAUGUUUGGCUGCAUUCCAAAGCAUAAUCCACUGCCACAUAGAAGCGGGCUGCCUAGCAGCUUUAAUGGCUUUUAACUAGCAAAAGAAAAGAAGCAACAUUUGCCUAAAAAUCAGUAGUACUCUGGGGGGAUGAAAGGAGUUUACAUGUUGAAAUGGUUGCACAUCUUCCUGUCAUAGCCUGAUUCUCACCAUGUGUGUGAGUGCACUUUAUUUUCAAAAGUGAAUAAACUUGUUCCAGAUGUUUCAAAUGAACUCCAGUAGUUUAGAAACUAUCUUUAGAAGGUGUUUGACAGAACAUAAAAAAGGAAUAGCAUCUUGAGUUGCCUUCCCAGCUAUUUAGCCUAAGCAAAACAGAAAACUCCCUAGUAUCAGCCACAUUCAUAGGAGGACCUUUACAUUAUUGUGCUUUCUUAAAGUCAUACUUUGUAUGACAGCUAUAAAGGGUCAUUUCUGUUAAACUGACCUUAAACUGUUUAAAUGUUCAGGAAAAAAAUGUGGCAUUGCUGCAUUUCUUUAGGAUUUAAAAAGGUUUCCUCACAGGAACUGGAAUUUUCAUAGCUGAAUUUACAUGAAAUUUUUAGUCUCUGAUAGAUAAAAUUUACGCAUCCUGUCAUGUUGGUAUACAAGACAUAUUUUUCCUGAACGAAUUAUCUACAGAGCUUUCAUCGAGCAUAAGGUGCGUGGAGAUUCUAAGAUUUUAUUUGAUACUUUGACAUUGUAUCAACCACUUACUCUUAAUUGCUUACCUUUGGCCGAUGUCUAUUUGGAAAUCAUGUGCUAUAACCUCCUGAGAUCAUACUACCAUGUAAUAGGAAAUGGGAGUCUUAUACUGUUGAUCUGCCUGAGGAAAGCUAGUGUGUCAGAGAGAGAGCUUCUACUGCAAGCUUUUCCCUGGCAUAUUAGGAUUCAUCCUGAUCCACUAGUUUUCUGUGUGCAGGAUUUCUUUUUUUGUUACUUGGCGGAACAUUUAAUGAAGCAGUUCCUCGCCUAUAUUCUGAACUGCUACAUUAUCAGGAGGAUUGUAUCACUUUAAUCUAAUGAUGGAUAUUUAAGGCAUGCAAUAAUCUUCCUGAUAAGAGACUAAAUUACAGUCUAGUGGGAGAAUUGUUUGAUUCAAAAAGAGGUUUGCAUAAUAGUUGAUACUUACACAAAACAAGCAAAUGAUGGCUGCUGGCAGCAGAACUUACCAAGUGUUAUUUUCCAAGAAGGCACUGCAUAUUAGUACUUAAAGCCAAUGCAAAAUGCAAAUUGGAAUGCUUCUGAAAAUUUAGUUUAAGACCUGAGAAAGUUAAGUGCAUGCUACUUUCGUAAUUUAUAUUUGGAAUAAAUUAUCUCUGCACUUGAACUGGAGAAUACAACCCCUGGCGGGAACUUAUGUGUUUGCACUAGGAACAAAAAAGCCUAAGUCUUGCACCCAAAAAAUUGCAUCUUUUAGACCCCUUACCCACAUGUUGCUUCCUCAUGUUUGAUACAAGUAUUGGUUAUGUAGCCCAUGUUCCACCAUAAAACCUACAGACUUCCUUGUUCCUUUGCAGCCAAUUGGAAAGUGGGAAAAAAUACUUUUUGCAAGUGAGGUCUGUGAAAUUUAGGCUCUCAAACUCUUGAAACUCAUAUGCAGUUUUCAAAAGCAACUAGACACUGUGGAUAUUUGUUUGCUCAGGACUGCUGGAAGCGCACCUGUGUGUACCCCCCCCCCCUUUUCAAUCUGCCGACAUGCAGAAAUGCUGUAAGCAGACGUGUGUGACUGUAUUCAUGUAAGUGAGAGCAGUGGGCUUCACAAUGUUGAUGUGGAAAGCAAUACUGCAAGAAAAAAUUCCCUAGUAGACUGCAGAAGGAGACCUUGGUUUCUCAAUGCAUUGCUAAGCCCUCUUAAUAUUUUGUGGGAGUAAGUUAAGAUCUCUAGUUAAUAAUUGGAAGAACGGUGCUGAGAUUAUAUAUAUAUAUAUUAUAUAUAUUAUAUAUAUAAUAUUAUAUAUAUAUAUAUAAUCACAGUUGUUUAAAUCUUCAUUGCAGCUGUGUUAAUAUGGUUUGCCCUCUUAAGAAUUGUUACAUUUUUAUAAAGGGCUGUAAAGUAGUUUAAGUAAAGUAUUUAGAUGAACUAUGUCACGGGAGUUAAGCUGUUAAUGUAAUGUAAAUAAUUUAAAUAUGUUACUUUUGGCCUGAGUAAAGUAUUUGAGUUACCAGUGUUUUAUAUUUUUCUUAAAUGCAAAAAUGCAUCCUGGUGAGAUGUUGAUAGUAAUAGCUUCCAAACUAAGAAGCAGUGGCAAAACGUAAAGCGAGUUCAAUGCCUUGCCAGCCAAUUUGCUGAAGGGUUCACCCAGCGGUGAGGAUGUGACGUAAUACAUAAACACAGGUUCGCCCAUAUUAGAGCCAGACCUUGUCUGCCUGUCUUGAGAGACAAUGGAGUGCAUCACCGGGGGUGAAGUGAAACCACCAUGUUAGCAGCACCAAAGUGAUCUCCCUGGGAUGCAAACUUGAACAUUAUGUAUGGAGGUCCUGGGCUGCCCAGACCACAAGAAGCCCCCCCCCCCC
Zootoca vivipara (common lizard) is the source of this 6722-nucleotide messenger RNA. Lineage: Eukaryota; Metazoa; Chordata; Lepidosauria; Squamata; Lacertidae. The record is from RefSeq and is a predicted model, not a curated record.